AUCUCUGGAUUAAAGUAUAUUGCAUUUUCAAGUUCAAAAAUUAAAAAUAUUAUUGCAUAAAAAUAAUGCACUUUUUUUCUCUUUCCACAAGUUACCUCCAACAGAUUAUUAAAGGUAGGUGGAAAAUUUAUUUAGAGCAUGAUGAACCCAGCCGUUAGCAGGAAGGCGGCACAACAACGUCAGCGGCGCACCUACAGAGUGAGAAGAGAUAUUUUCGCUGAGUACGACGAUGCUGAGUUACUGAAAAGAUUCAGAUUGGACCGUGCUGGUAUUGUUGCAGUGACUGAUAUAGUGAGAGACAAGCUGCAAAGUAAAACUGAAAGAAAUACAGCCUUGACCCCUGAGAUGGUGGCCAUCACAUUACGAUAUUUAGCCACAGGAAAAAUGCAACAGUGCAGUUGUGAUGAUUUUGGAACAACGCAGCCCACUAUCAGCCGUGCAAUAUCACAGACAAUUGAUGCACUGGCUGACCCAGAAGUAAUCUGCCAGUUCGUGGCUUUCCCUCACACCCAGCGUGAAGUGCAGCAAAAACAGGCAGAGUUCAUGCAAGUAACUCAGUUUCCCGGUGUUGUGGGAGUGAUUGAUGGCACUCAUAUAAGAAUUGUGUCUCCUCAUGUCGAUGAACAUGUAUAUGUGAACAGGAAACGCUAUCACAGCAUAAAUGUGCAAGUAGUAUUUGAUGCUCACUAUAAGAUUCUUGACAUUGUGGCAAGGUGGCCUGGCUCAGUCAACGAUGCAAGAAUACUAGAUAAGUCAGCACUCAAACUGAUGUUUGAGGAACAACAUGUACCUGCAGGAUGCUACCUUCCCGGGGACAGUGGCUAUCCCUGUAAGCAGUGGCUCCUCACUCCUUACCUUCGCCCUCAAACUGUUGCACAAGCUAAUUAUAACAGUUCCAGUACCUUACGAUGCAGCCGAGGGGACUGACGCCACCACCACCACUGCCACCACCGCCACAACAAGGGUUAUUCGAGUGGGGAUCAUGCUUCAGGUGUUGCCCCAAGAUGCCUCAGCCCCGCAGCCCCACUUCCCCAUGAUAGUGCAGGCAGGGAAUGUCAUACAGGUGAGAGAGAGAGAGAGAGAGAGAGAGAGAGAGAAAGUUUUUUACAUACAGAAAGGAGAGACAGAGAUAGAAAAUCAAUCUUACUACUA
Scylla paramamosain (green mud crab) is the source of this 1152-nucleotide messenger RNA. RefSeq names its product putative nuclease HARBI1. The transcript is spliced from 2 exons. Bases 139 to 927 code for a protein of 262 amino acids. The record is from RefSeq and is a predicted model, not a curated record. Lineage: Eukaryota; Metazoa; Arthropoda; Malacostraca; Decapoda; Portunidae.